ACUGUUGCUGUCUCCGCGCGUCACGUGAUCACAUACAUUUAUCCUUAUAGUCAAUAUCACUAAACAUUUUUGGAAAUUUAUUGAAAUUCGUAUAGUUACGUUUGUAAAAAUACAUUGAUAGAUAUUUGUUUCUUAAAAGAGCAUUUCUUCGUAAAUUCAAUCUAAAUUGCCUGAGAUAAAAAUGAAUGUAAUAUUUUUUAUAAAAAUAAUUUUUGAUUUCUUGUUAACCAAAUUUUGAAAUUGUGGUUUUGUGUUUUUGUACUGUAUGUAUUUGCACUUGUAUCUGAAAGCAAAUCGAUUAAACCAUCAUUCGUAUAUAUUGUUACAAAAUUGAGUACUUACUUUUAUACGUAUGUAAUUCUUUGUCUAUUAAGAACGCACUGUUGAACUUUUAUGUUACAUAUAACAAAAAGGCCAGGACUACUUCGCUUAUGCUCUUGGACAUGUAUACUUUGCUAAAUAGAAAUGGAAGACUUUCAACUUGUGGUGUAGUUUGUGUGGCUGUCGCUGAGUAGUGAAGGGUUGAACGUCGAGGAGCCCGUACAGACCUGAAGGAUAAUGUCUUCAUCUUGUAACGAGAGCGAGGUGGAGGAGUGGGGCCACUUGCCAGGGGUGGAACCGUCCGUCUACUACAUCAUAGGUGCCUUGCUAGCCAUCGUGGGGAGUGUGGGAGUACUGGGCAACACGCUGGUUCUUUUAGUCUUUACAAGAUUCCGACGGUUACGUGGACCGUUUUCCGCGUUCAUCGUGAAUCUCGCAGUGGCAGACCUGUGCACCUCCUUGCUUCACUCCAUGGCGGUGGUCAGCUCCUUCAGUCAACGCUGGGUCUUCGGCAAGAUCGGAUGUCAACUGUACGCGGGAGGGGUCGGCCACUUCGGGCUUCUGUCAAUCGUCACCUUGGCCGCUAUCGCCGUAGAGCGCUACAUGGUCAUCACCAGCAAGCCGCUCUCCAAGAGUUGGCGGAUCACACAGUACGAUUCGAGGAAGGUAUGUGUGUUGACGUGGAUCUACUGUUUGGCCAUGUCCGUGCCACCACUGUUUGGCUGGUCACAGUAUGUCCUCGAGGGCUUCCACACAUCCUGUUCCUGGGACUAUGUGACCAGGACACUCUCGAACAGAGCCUACUACCUGUACCUGUUGACCCUCGGCUUCCUGGUGCCUGUGGCCGUCAUCCUGUACUGCUACGCCUUCAUCAUGGCCACCAUCUUGGCACACGGCCGUGGCAUGAGCAGUGCUAAGCCCAAUGAGGAGAUCACCCUUCAGCCAAACGUGGCUUCCAGAGAACACAUUCCAGAGGUGGGUCAUCCUCUGAGCUCUUCCUUCAGAACUGCUGAGAUCAUCCUUGUGUUAGUCAUCCUCUUCCUCGUGUCCUGGACGCCCUACGCCGUCGUUACAUUCAUCGCUCAGUUCGGUGACCCAAGACUCGUCACUCCCUGGGUGGCUGCCCUUCCCGCCAUUUUUGCUAAGGCGUCAGUGGUAUACAACCCUAUCGUGUACGGACUGUCUCAUCCUCACUUCCGGUCUGCAGCACGUCAAAUCUUGCUUCAUCGCCUAUUGGGAAACUCCACUUCUACAAUGGCGCAUUCACAGUUUUCUCUCCGCAGAGUGCGUGUGGAGAGGGCAGCGGCGUCCAGCCCUGGAACUCUGCGGAAACACUCGCAGCACUUCCCGAGGACCAGCAGCAUCGAACCUGAGCGCCAUAGCGAUCCUAGCCCAAGAAUGAAGACCGAGUUAUUACGCCACGCUGACGUGGAGGCGGUCUGGCAGCCUGGACCCGGCAGUGGGCGGGUGCGGUCCUCGCUGAAACGUAGCAAGAGACAUCGCAAACAAAACUACAAUAGCACAGCUAUAACGAGCGAGGCCAUGGAAACAGUAGGAGUUCCCGCGGCACACCCAACCCACGCCAUUCUGGACAAGACCAAGUCGAAAACAAGAAACUGGCUGGACAACGUGAAAAGGUAAAUAGAAACGAUGCAUCGACCUCGUACAAAAUGGGACCUGGCUCGACACAGAUACCCCUUCGUGAUGCGUCGGGGUUUUGGUUAACUUUGUAGAGCGGAAGUAACGAAUGUGUCGGAAAUACAUAAAGUGAUGUGGCGACGGAGACACUCAUUCAUCUCCUGACUUUUUCAGACGAAAAGAAGGAAGACUGGCGUUCCAUCCUGUCGCCUGACACAGUGAAAUUGACGGUAUUUUGCACAUUUUGCAGUCACUGGCAUUUUAGUAAUGCUGAAUAAAACAGCAAAUAAACAUGCAUUACAAUACGUGGGUGCUAGUAGUUUAUUCAUCACAUUUAACUGAGUGUAUAUGAAUGUUACUUUCUAAAUAGAUUAUGUCUUGUUGUACACUGACUCACUGUAGUUUGUGUUUUUGAUGACAGUUUUGUGAUAAGCUUUAACGGGCCUAAAUUGGUUUUAUAAAGUUUAAAUUUUAUGGACGAAAUAUCAUACUUGUACGUUGAUAGCUUCCUUUCGAAACUUUAAUGUUGAUUGACAUGUUCAUACUCCUUUAAUUAUAUGCUAUAGUCGAUUUUUUGUAAAAAGUGUGUAAAGUUAUUGCUUUUGUAAUUUUUACAUUGCAUCUCACUUCACGGUUGAAUUUGAGAGGGUGUAUAUUUUUUGUCAAAAGCAUUUAAAAUUGUUAAUUGUAAACAGAUUUACACUUGUUUCAAAAUGUGUCAAUUUUACCAGUGUUUGAGGUUUAAAUCAAAUACAUUUUGUAACCCUAAA
Molecule: messenger RNA, 2729 nt
Organism: Homalodisca vitripennis (glassy-winged sharpshooter)
Lineage: Eukaryota; Metazoa; Arthropoda; Insecta; Hemiptera; Cicadellidae
Product: rhodopsin, GQ-coupled-like
Exons: 11
Coding region: 559-1962 (467 amino acids)
Biological process (GO): G protein-coupled receptor signaling pathway; visual perception
Cellular component (GO): membrane
Molecular function (GO): G protein-coupled receptor activity
Source: RefSeq, a predicted model, not a curated record